Mesorhabditis belari is the source of this 1605-nucleotide messenger RNA. The record is from the annotation of a GenBank genome assembly. Lineage: Eukaryota; Metazoa; Nematoda; Chromadorea; Rhabditida; Rhabditidae.
AUGGACUUCGAGGCAACCCGAUCUCUUUAUUUGGGUCUCAUCGAUAAACCGCCACUCACCGAUAAACUUCUCUCUCGUCCACCAUUCAAAUUCUUGCUCGAUGUCUUCUCGAAUACGAUCUCGAAAACAGGAUAUUUAAGAGAAAGCUUUCCCAGCUCUUCAUUGGAUGAAUCAUCACUUGGAGACAAAGAUGCAAAAGUAGGAUUUCUUGAGAGAUUGAUCACUGCAGUGAAUACGGAUGGAUCGUUGAAUGAUGUGAAAGCGAGCAAAAUUGUGGCCGGGAAAGAAGCAGAAGAGACGAUCAAGUUACUUCAAAAAUUUGCGCAAGAAGCCCGCCAAUAUCGAGAUGGAUCGGUGACGAGUAAUAAAGAAAAUAAGAAGAAAUCGUCCACAACGAGCAAAGAACGAGAAUCGUCAAAAACUUCCUCGAAAAGCUCAUCGAAAGCAUCGUCGGAUAAAGGAAAAGCUCCGGAAAAACGAAGCAAAAGCAAAGAUAAAGUUAAAGAUGAGACAAAAGACUCAAAAGCAAAAGACUCAAAAACAUCAUCAAAAGAUCGGGACUCAAAAUCGAAAGAUCGAGAUUCGGAGAAGAAAAAGGAUAAGGAAAAAGAUCGAGAAAAGAGCAAAGAUCGUUCUUCGUCAAAGAAAGAUCGGGAAAAGACCUCUUCCAAAUCGGACAGAGAGAAAAAAGAGCGAUCAUCGAAGACAAAAACGAUUGAUGAGGCUGCAUUACCCAGACGAACCUCGAUAAUGCCCACCGCAGCCUCAAUCGAGCCAUCUCCAUCUUUCCAGACUGAAAUCGAUCAUCAUCUGGACUCUCAUGAUGAUGAAGCCUCGGGAACGGCGAAAACGGAAGACAGUGGAUUUGCGGAAAGUGAUCGAGUGAUCAGUCCAAGACCGCCACCAUCUGAGGCUCGGGAUCAUAUGAGAAUCGGUACGAGUAUGGGUCGACCACAAACAUCAAUGGGCCGACCGGGCACAGCAGCCGCUCGAGCCGCUCCACCAAAACUCAAGAAGAAACAAAUUGCGGAGAUUGAGCAGAAACAACAGGUAUUGGAGCCAAAGUCGGAGAUUUUCACGGAAACAACCUCUGCCCCACAGCAAGAUGAAGAUUUUCUCAUCGAAGAACAAGAAGAAUCAAGACCGGAAGUGACGAGAGAAGAGUUUGAUCCAAAUGCGGAACACGGUGGACUGGUGGCAAAAAUCAUGGAAACAAGAGAACAAUUAGAGGAUGGACAAGUGAAAAUGGAGAGUGAUGAUGUGGAUGAUGGGGAAAUGGCAAGACAGAGACAUCAGGUAGAAAAUCUGCAGAAAAACCUUCAACGCGUCACCCAAACCGCUUUCCCGCUUGCAAAAUUAUUCGACUUUGCGCAGGAAGAUUUGGAUUCGAUGAUGAAAGAAUUAGAGAAAUGGAGGAAUGAGACAAGGAAAAAUGAAUUGGAAUGGAAAGAAAGAGAAGCAAAAGGACACGGAGAAGUGCACAAAUACUCAUCCCAGUUGGCGCAAUUAGAAGAUUCGAUUCGAGAAACUCGGCAACAGCUGCAAAAUGUUAAAGGAAAACUGAAUUCGAAUGAAGAACAAAUGAAAGUGAUGCUGGCAAACAUG